Messenger RNA from Salarias fasciatus (jewelled blenny), 6402 nucleotides. It is a transcript of the gene nudt14, whose product is annotated as nudix (nucleoside diphosphate linked moiety X)-type motif 14. Gene Ontology annotation, molecular function: UDP-sugar diphosphatase activity; metal ion binding. Gene Ontology annotation, biological process: nucleoside phosphate metabolic process; ribose phosphate metabolic process. The transcript is spliced from 5 exons. The record is from RefSeq and is a predicted model, not a curated record. NCBI's taxonomy places the organism in Eukaryota, Metazoa, Chordata, Actinopteri, Blenniiformes, Blenniidae. The coding region runs from base 86 to 823 and encodes 245 amino acids.
UCCAGGCUUCCGUAGACAUUCCUUCACUGUCAGUGUGCGGUGACAGACAUCGGUGAGCCCUCAAAUCAACCUCCAAGUGUCCACCAUGGAAGAGAUUAAUAACUUUGAAGUGGUUCCGUGCACAGAGUCCGACUACCUGAAGCCGUUCAGGGUGCACUACAACCAGAAUGGCACAAAGAAAUCCUGGGACUUCAUGCGAACCCAUGACAGUGUAUCCGUGCUGAUCUUCAACACCACCUCACACUGUUUUGUCCUCGUCAAGCAGUUCCGUCCAGCCGUGUACAUGUGCGAGUGGGAAAAGGCGAAGACGCAGCCGCCUCAGUCAGCGGAGAAGCCCGAGGAGGGCGCCGCCGAGGCCGCGGCCGCCGAGGCUCAGGAGGGCCAGCAGCCGGCCCCGGAGGGGGACAGCUCUUCCCAGUGGCCCCCGGCGUCGGCGGGCGUCACCUACGAGCUCUGCGCCGGCCUGGUGGACAAACCCGACCUCUCGCUGGAGGAGAUCGCUCGGCAGGAGGUGCUGGAGGAGUGCGGCUACGACGUACCCGCUUCCAAGCUGAAGAGGAUCACCUCCUACCGGUCAGGCGUCGGCGUAACGGGCGCAAAGCAGACCAUGUUCUACGCCGAGGUGUCGGACGACAACUGCGUGAGCGCGGGCGGAGGCGAGCCGCGGGAGGGCGAGCUGAUCGAGGUGGUCAAGGUCCCGCUGCACGAGGCCAUGACGUUCGCCUACAACGAGCGCAUCCCCAAAACCAUGGGCGUCAUUUUUAGCUUCAUCUGGUUCCACAAUAACAUGUCUCCCAAGUACAAGAUCUCCACCAACGUGUAACUAGUCUUAUCCAACGCCUCUUUCUAUCAUUUAUUCCAAAUUCAAUCGAAACACUGGCCCAGCACAUCCACUCUGUCCACCGCUCCCCCCCCCCCCCCCCCCCCCGAUGGUUCUUCGUCCUGUAAUGCCUUCUUUGCUUAUCGGUACACGGCGAAAGCGCGCGGCGCCUCGUCCCGUUCCCGACUGGUAUCGUUACGUUUUUGUCUGCAGACGUUUUCUUUUUGUUUGUCUUUUCGUUUCAUGUGGUCUCACGACUUUUGAUUCAAACAAAUUUUGCCAUAGCUGGUUGUCACUGGCACUUUUUCUCUACUUAAUAUAUAUAUUUUUUUUAUAUUCUAUGCUGAUCAUUUAGUUUAGUGUGUCAUUUCUUUGAAAUGGCUGCAUAUCACUGAUUUCAUUUGCCUGCCCUUAAUUAAAGGGAUACGCCACUGCUUUUUAAUGUAAUCUUUUUUAACGUCACCUUCAAGAGACAGUAUCACCUGAAGAAGACUGAAAAACACUUGUGCACGAAAAUUACUUUGACUAUCAGUUCAGCGUCGUUACAUUUUUUAUGUUUCUUUUCAUCCAAAUUGGCCUCAAGUGCUAAAUUGUAGUAUUAGUUUCAUAAUUAUUGUAAGUACAGCAAAAUGUGACCAUUGUUUUUAUGGUUAAUGUGAAAUUUCAAAUAUAUUUUGACUUUCUUACUCAAUAAAUAUUCCAAUAUUUCAGAUGGAUGUUUAAAUAAUUUGCUCACAGAGAUUGUGGAAUAUCCUCAACUUGAUGAACACGUAUAUAAUAAUAACCAGCAUUCAUAACCUAGUAUUUAUUAGUUACAUUAGAAUUUGUAUUCAUGAUUUUUAGAAUUUAGAUAAAUUCUAAGAGAUCUGAUGUUACAUUAUUAGAACAAAUCAUUAUCAGACCCACCUUUUCCAUCCAUCGGAGUUAAAUGGCAUUAGGUUACAGUGCUAACCAGCAGUGUACCGCCGCACAGCCUCUGUUUGCUAAUAUAUCAGCGUGAUCAUGUUUCCUGCACACCAUCUUUCCUUUUAUGUGUCGGUUCAUUUCAUCAGCUAAUCAAAGAUGAAUCCACGAAGGUGAAAAAAAAAAAAAACAGUGGCGUAUUCCUUUAAUCCAUGAUCCAGUAAUGCAAAAACUAUGCUAGUCAACUGUGGGGCCUUGUUAUGACGGAGGCGUUCGGGCAUGCCUCACUUGAGUUCUCUGAUCCACAGCCUUUAAGCAAUACUUCUCACUGUACCCCAGGUUAAACCCUCACCCCCCCCCGUCACUGAAGACUGCUCUCACUUCGUCUCAAAGUUUUUGGUUUUUUUUUUUAAUAAGGGGCAAUCACACCAACAUAUGAGCAGAAAGACUAAUUCCCUUCACAGAAGCAGCAGGACCUAAUUUCCGUUUUCAGCAAAAUCACCAUAUGCAAGCACAAUCCCGAUAAAAGAGUUAGCCGGCUAAAGGCACUCGCUUCUGUUCCCGAUGGUCUCGUCACAUGUAGAUUAAGAAUAUGAGGCGCUGCAGUGGGUUUCUGUCUGUGUCCCGAGCCUGUAUCGUAGUAGCGACUGACCCGAAACGUGGAAACUGUUUCCAAGUUUCUCUUUGACUCUUAACGAGGAGUUUAUAACCAAGAGAGAAGACACCAUAAAAAAAUGCACUUCUCUAUUUUUAUAGUCGAUCUUGUGGGCGACAUGUUAGGAAUCCAUUUCGGACACAUUAAGAAAAGUUCAGGGCCAUGUUUAAUCGAACUUAACAACCAUCUGAAUGAUUUGCUUCUGACCAUCGUUCACACUCAAACUCGAUCUCGACAGCAGCUCUCCAAAAUCUCAGGUCUAAAUAGGUCGAUCUUUUGUCUCGUUCAGGGUGGAUCUCUGGAUACGAUGACGACCAGCAUAUUAAUACAUUUUAGGAUCAUUUACAGCUCGCCUCACAGCAGCAAACAGAGGUUUCUACUGUUCCCAAUAUUUCUCAGUAUUUUUCUUCAUCCAGAAAGGGCUGGUACUUCAUUUUAAUAUUUAUUAAGUAGAAAGAGACUCCCCCACCCCGUAGUUCUGUUUAAAAUAUGCAAAAACUAAAUGAAAGCCAGUACUUUAUCUAAAAACUAAUGACCCAUCUCAUGAUUUCGACAUUCUCACAGCACAAGAAGCGAACUACACCGACAGAUCUCAUUCAUAGCCUCUGACUUUCUGCUCUCGAAGCCCUGAUGAUGCAGCUGCAAAACACCUGGAACCAAACGCUUCCAGUGAAAAACCAACAGCUAAAGACCUCAUGAAUCGCUGUCCGAGUGAUGCUGGACUUUAAAGGUGUUUUUGGUAUUUUUUCUUUGUAUUAAUGAGAUCAGAAUUAGAGUAACGCAACACCAUAACCUACAGCUUAAUGAUGAACACACACAGGUGGAUCAACACCUCUCUAAGAUAAGUGUGUGUUGUGCUCUGCAGUUUGUCCUCGCUGACUUCCAGAGCACCAACAACUGACAAUCAGACGUGAACAUCUGCUCACUUUUUUCCCCCCAUAAAACGUUUCGAUGUGCGUGCUUGUUAACGCUGAAACUCACAGCACUGCUUUUCAAAGACCGAGCGUCAUUUUAGGAAUUGGGCUGCCUGUUCAAGAGAAAAUGCUUUAUUUCAUUGACAAAACCGAAAUAAGUUUUAGUUCUCCCAGAAAUCUGGGAAUCAACACCGCAAAACUACAUAGAGAUAUACGAACAGCUUUGAAAGCCAUACUCAUCUCCACCUUUCACCCGCGCUCUCCUUCUGCCACACAAAUGCACGAUUGUAAAUUUAGCUCAAAACGCUCGACUUUUGUUUCAUAAGUUGGUUUUAAAGAAUGCUAAAUUCUCAGGAUUAAAGGAGCAUACAAACCACGACGACAAAGCAUGAAGUUUUGAUGCAAACUGUCCGCACAAGCUCAGCAUCGGAAUCCUCCUGGGAAAAUGUGAAAAGCAUCUUGGGAAAAACCAUGAGGUGGUUUAGUAGUGGUCAGGAUGCUCUGCAUUUGUCACAAUUUGUUUGAAUAAUAUUCCUUAAGCACACUUGACAAUGUAAUAACAAGCCACUGAAAUAACUUCAAUGUUUUUCUGUGUAAAUUGACGGUUGAGCUCAGUCACUUUCUGCAACUUCUUCUGUUCAAACAUCUGGAAAAUAUCUGAAGGGGGUCAGAGUGGAUCUCUGAAUCUGUCUGAUGGGGAACCUCGCUGAAAGAUUUCCAAUGGUGCUGACGGUUUUCCAUUAAAUCUGCUCUUGUCUAUUACCGUGGAAAAUACAUUCCUUUAAGAAUGACUCACGACCGGAAUGAUUUGUUGCCCAAUUUCGAAGGUACGGGGUGAACCGCGAGCUAUUCAGAGUGGAAGGCAAAUGUCAGAAAUCUGUGCGUUUUCCCUAAAAAAAAAAAAUCACUUUGUCUUUGAUUUGGUUCAACUCUAAACAAAAGCCAUUUUAAACCUCGAAGGCCAGUCUGUGACUUUGUGCCUGUCUGGAGCGAACCGGCAGUGGAGGAACCUUUCUGUAAACAGUCGGUAAGCUUCCACACCUUAAACCAUUAUCCAAAAGUCUGGAGCGUUUGAGGACAGGAGCAGCGGCGGCACUCAGAAUGUCGUUCGCCAACCAGGAAAGUGGGACGGAUCGACUCUUAACGUCUAAAAGCCGUUGCGGCUGAAACUCGGCUGUCGCUAGAGUUCGGUUCAGCUGCAAGUUCAGCAGGUUCGGCCAGUUUCAGUCAAUCAGCAGUUAAACUCACACGGUGACCUGCAUUUUGUUUUGUAUUUACAGUUAUUUGUUUUUUGAUAUACGCUGAUCAUCAUGCAUUACGUGCCGAACUGCACAUUAAAUAGCAAACAUAUUGAAAGGCUCCAUGAAAAGAAGAUAAAUUGUGCAUUUCUCUAACAAUCACACACAUUUUUGCUGUGCACAAUAUGAAAUCUAAAUGCAUUUUCUGGCAGUGAACAAACGGAAUAUCAAGUUAAGUGUGAUAUUAACAGCGCAGAAACAGUGUGGGAAGGAGCCGGUAACCACAAGGUUAAAGGUCACGCACACCCUCCUGCCCUUCUAUUUAUAGGAUUUUCCUGUGUGAAGGCAACUCCUCACCAAAUACGAUCACAAACAAUUUAAAGAACGGUACUUUUGGUGUUACUUAACGUUCUCUACACUUCUGCUAGUGUUUGACGUGUUGUCGGUGUGACGCAACUCUGCUGGACCACGAUCCUUUGCGCUUUUUCACAUCAUUAAGUGUAUUUCAUAGACCUCAAGUCAUCCAAAACCUUCGCUCAUUCGAUCGCAACCAGCCUAAAAUUGCGCACUGACGUUUUAAAAUUGUCCCUGAACGUCUCGCGCCCGUGCACGAGCCCGAGGGCGUCGGCCGCCGCUCCGCUCUUGUCCUCCAAACCAGAUCUUAGCAUGCUUUCGACAGGUGGGAGCGAGGUUGCAGACUGUGCCUCUGUAAGCCAUAAAAAGAAAAAAAAAAAAAGCUCAACUAAACCAAGCAGAACAUCUGAGGUGAGUAAACAAGUCCAUCGAUUCGCUCUUGCCUAUGCUGGAUUUUAACCAUUAGCCAAGCAUUUCUACCUCCAUCACUCAGGCGCGCGGGAAACAGAUCUCGCGUCCGCUCGCUUGCUCGUAAGGCGUCGACAUAUCGGAUUCUCAGCAGCUCCUGACUCAGCGGUUCAAUCAUCACCACCAGAGUUUUUCUAGCUGUUCCCCCCAUGGCUAUGCUGUAAUCGCUUCUUCAAAUGUGAUUGUUUUCUGUUUGGUUUUUUUUUUUUUUUUUUUGUUCAUGGUUUGUGCACUGUUUGACAAUUUCUUACUGUAUUUUCUAUUAUCUGAGCAUCAUUUCAAGGUGAAAAUGAUUUUUUUUUUUAAAGGUGCUAUGUGUAGUAUUCUCUACUUACAGAGGGUGUGAUAUCUGUGAAAUUCUAUCUGGAUAACCCUGGAUGUUCCAGUCCAGACAUCGCCACUAUUGACCCGAUCUAUAUCCCUCUUUUUCUAAAUAUCUCGAUUGAAAAAAAAGCACUUUUUGAUUUUGAUAUCGGUGGCUUCUGCCUCUCGGAUCAGCAGACUGGUAGCUGAAUAUUGAGAAGCAACAUGAAGGAAUGAUGGCUGCUUUCAGGCAGCUCAUAGUGACUCUAUGUUGUAGCACUUCUGUUUAUUCUAUUAGCUCGUGUGACGUUCAGCGAAAAUCCUACACAUAAUACCUUUAAGUGGAGGGAUCGUUUUGUGUUCAAUGGUGAAGACGUUUUAAAAAAAAAAAGAAAAAAGGUUUACUUGUGAGUUUCUCUUUUCUUUCUCGUGUCUCAUGCUGAAAUUGUGUUUUUAAACAAAAUUUAUUUUCUGAAUAAAAAGUACAAAUAUGAACAUUGCAAAAUUACAAAUUUACCAUGUAUUUUCAGCUUAAUUACAAGUGUAUACAUUGUGGGCAGUGUUUUUAGUAACGUUCCGGUAAGUUAAUUUAUUACCUACAUGUUGAAAUAUUUAACUUUCAAAAAACAUGACACUUGGUACAAACAUACAGUAUAUAUUUAAAUAUGAUACUUUGCAUGUGCACUAAAUGUGUUGGAUUAAAACUGCAUUAAGUUGAAAUAAAAUGGGUUUGUUGCCCAAAACGUC